Messenger RNA from Oppiella nova, 333 nucleotides. The record is from the annotation of a GenBank genome assembly. Lineage: Eukaryota; Metazoa; Arthropoda; Arachnida; Sarcoptiformes; Oppiidae.
AUGACAUAUUCCUUAAGCACUCGUGAGGCAGCGUUCAUACACGCGAUAUCGAGCGCAGGGGUCGCACACGCCGUCACCAAACACUGCUCUAACGGACAGCUCUUGAAAUGUGGAUGUGAUCGCACCAUCACUAUGAGUCCCGCCCAGGGAUUCCAAUGGGCCGGCUGUAGUGAUAAUAUAGCGUUUGGUAUCGCAUUUGCGAAGACUUUUGUUGACUCAAGACAUGUGAAAUCGGCCCGAAGUACCAAACCUAACAGUGCCCGCAGUCUCAUGAAUCUCCAUAAUAACGAGGCUGGAAGAAAGGUGAUCAACAAUAACAUGAAAAUUGAAUGC